AUGGUCAGCAUGGGAUCUCUCCCCGCGCGGGUGGGGGGAGGUGCAGUCGGAGCUUCGCGCGGAAACGCCGCCACCUGGACAGGGGCUCGGCCAAUCGGGAUUUGCAGAGCGGAGAAGCCCGGGGCCUGCCGAGGGGCGCGGAACGACGCCCUCCCCCCUCUCGCGGGCAGAAAAUCGCUCAAUGGCCAUUCCGCCGACCGCGACGACCCCCAGAUCCUGCCAACUGCGGACGUGGCGGGGACGGCUCACGGCGAGCAGAAUCCCAGCGGCGCCCAGGCGAUCCCCUCCCCCGCCUCGCCGAAGAUCGCCGCGGAAAGCGUCACGCGGGGGAUCGCGCUCGCGGCGAUCGCCUAUUCUGACCUCCGCGCCCAUCUGGAUGAUGCUGAGGAGAGGGGUGCUGGGGGGAGCGAUGGCGCGCGGGAGAUCGCAGGGCUCCCGCUCCGUGACGAGGAGGGUCGCGCCGUUCAGGAGAACGGCGACGAGGAGAUCGCUGCAGCGGAGACUGACGCGGCGGGGAACGCCUGCACCCCGGACUCGGCGAUCCGGCGAGGCGGUUUGACGCGACCCUAUCAGGGGCCCACGAGUACUCCGGCGAGGUGGGCCGCAGGACCCCCCGAAGAGGGAGGGGCAGCCCAUGCUCAAGGCGGCGAAAGGGCUCACUCGCGGAGGGGCGCGCGGGGAGACGUGUGCGAGGACCAGCAGGCUCCACCUCCUGCUGUGCGCUCUCCGCCGUACCCGCCAGUGCGGGAUCACGACAAGUGGUCGGAUCCAUUACGCCCGAUGCCACGGCUGCCAACGCCAGCGCUUCGUCAACGAGAGAGCGACGUCGCCGCUGACCCCCCAACACGACGCGCGGGGGCCACAAGAACUAGGGACAUGCGGGGAAUUCGCGUAGGACGAGGCUCCAACCGCCGCGGACGUGGGCGCGGCGCCACGAACCAGAGAAGGGGCGCAAGUAGCUUUGCCAGAACAGCACAGCGGGCCCUGCGGCGGAGAGCUAGGGAGGGAGGGAUGACACUCGGUGACGAUUCUGGGAAUGGCUCAGCGGGUGACCCCUCCUUUAUCCUCGAAAGGGAGGGGAGUUCGAGUCCCUUGACAGAAGGAGAUGAGACUACCCCAGCCCAAGGAGUGGGCAAAAUCCCAACUGGGGGCCGAACCGCAUCUGCAAUUCAAACCCCUCGAAAUCGGGCCGCGAGGGGAAACUGA
Messenger RNA from Closterium sp. Naga37s-1, 1206 nucleotides. NCBI's taxonomy places the organism in Eukaryota, Viridiplantae, Streptophyta, Zygnematophyceae, Desmidiales, Closteriaceae. The record is from the annotation of a GenBank genome assembly.